AUGUUGACAGAUUCAAUCUGGGCAGAUUUUGAUAACCAAGAAAACGCUGAACUCCUUAAAUCAAAGCUUAUCAAGCUUAAAGAAAAGGAAAAUAAUCAAAAUUUGGGAUUUUUCAAGUGUUAUCCAGAUGCAACUGCAUUAUCGACACCAUUAAAAGUCAAGAAUAAAUAUGAAACCGGAUAUCAAAGCGUUGUUGAAUAUCUAGAGACGAUAAUACAGAUGGAAAGAGAAAAUUUCAUUGCACCCAUUAGGCAGCAGCUAAAGAAAGAUGAAUUUGAUGAUAUUGACAUGUAUAGAUACCAUAAUGUAUGCAUUUAUCCUCAAAAAGUUACAGAUCCGAAAGUAUUGGAUGAUUACACAUGUUUUUUAUACUUCGAACCUCUAUUUCGAGGAAAGAAAAGGGAUAUAGUCUGGGAGGAAGAAGAAAGAUUAAGACAGGGAAGUAUAUUACUUUUAUCAGAAUCAAAAAAUUGCAUUAAAAUUGAAGCAAUCUGUAUUUCAUGCAUUCCUACAUCUAAAGAUGAAAACCUUUUCAAUAAAUUCCUUGAAUUCCUCUACAGCGGAAUAGUCCCUGUCAAAGAAGUUGAUGGACACGUUCAUCCAGGCAAGAAAUAUUAUGCCUUCGAGCCACUUGAAAUAUUUAAAGUGGUAUUGGUCAGAAUGGAAUCGAUUAAAUUAAUGAAUGAAAAUCCUUUUCCUCAUCUUGCCAAAUCAGUCGUUUUCCAUAACUUUGAACAAGUUUUAUCAGCAGAUUCCAAUGAUAUUAUCUAUAAUUUUGGAGUUUUAAGAAAAGAUCAUUUUCCAUCAUCUCAUGGAUGUGCAUCCGACAAUUAG
Molecule: messenger RNA, 834 nt
Organism: Trichomonas vaginalis G3
Lineage: Eukaryota; Parabasalia; Trichomonadida; Trichomonadidae
Product: Nfx1-type zinc finger-containing protein family
Exons: 1
Coding region: 1-834 (277 amino acids)
Source: RefSeq, a predicted model, not a curated record